AUGCGUUGGUUUCAGCUUGAGCUCCUGACGGCUCUCGCCGCCUGGGCGACCACCUCUGUCUGUGCCGUGACUCCUGUCAGCGGGAGCUUGGGGGGCAAGUGCCCUGAGGACAUUGGCAAGCUUGGGGAGAAGCUGUCCAAGUCUGCCAAGAUUUACUUCCCUGGUUCUGAUGACUUUGUCAAGGCCACCACUCGAUGGUCGGUCCUGGGUGCCCCCACGAUCAAUGUUGUUGUUGUCCCCGGCACUGAGAAGGAUGUUUCCGAAACUGUCAAAUAUGCCAACAAGAAGAAGCUCCCCUUCCUCGCCUACAACACUGCCCAUGGAGCCAUCACCACUUUGGCUCGUAUGGAUCAUGGUAUCGAGAUCUACCUGAACCAGCUCAACGGUGUUACUGUCGCCAAGGACGGAAAGACCGUCAAGAUCGGUGGUGGCGCCCCCUCCAAGAAGGUCACUGAUACCCUCUGGGCCGCUGGCAAGCAGACUGUGACUGGCACUUGCGAGUGUGUCAGCUACAUGGGCCCUGCCCUUGGUGGUGGUCACGGUUGGCUCCAGGGUCACCAUGGUAUCAUCGCCGACCAAUGGGUGUCCCUUCGCGUCGUCCUCGCCGACGGUUCCAUCAAGACCAUCAACCAGAACUCUGACCUCUGGUGGGCUAUGAAGGGUGCUGGCCACAACUUUGGUAUCGUCACCUCUGCCACUGUCAAGAUCUACGACAUUGAGCACAGCGACUGGGCCAUCGAGACCCUCGUCUACAGUGGUGACCAGGUCGCCGAGGUUUACCAGGCUGCCAACGACCAUCUCCUCAGGAAGCAGCCUGAGGGUGUCAUCAACUGGUCUUACUGGCUUAACAACCCUGACGCCGACCCCAACAACCCCAUCAUUCUCUUCUGGAUCAUCCAGGAAGGCGUCAAGACUGUUGAUGCCGCCAUCAGCAAGCCUUUCCACGACAUUGGUCCUCUCGCUAUCACGCCCGACUCUGGAGACUACCGUGACCUCGCCAAGUGGACUGGCAUCAGCCUCGACGCUGCUCCCUGCCAGAAGGAUGGCCUUGUCAACCCCCGCUUCCCUCUGUACCUCCAGUCUUACGACAUCAAGGCCAUGAAGAAGGCCUGGAAGCACUUUGCCUCCAACGUCGGAUCUGGCUCUCCUUUUGCCAACUCCCUCUUCAUGUUCGAGGGUUAUUCCACCCAGGGUCUCCGCGCCGUCGACAGCAAGUCGGCCGCCUUUGCCUUCCGUGAUGCCAACCUCCUCACUGCCCCUCUCAUCACCUACAAGCCCGCCGGUGCUGACCUGGACAAGAAGGCUGCCAAGCUCGGCAACCAGCUCCGUUACAUCCUCCACAAGGGCUCAGGUCUGCCUGAGAAGCGUGCCUAUGUCAACUAUGCCUACGGUGAUGAGACGCCCAAGCAGUGGUAUGGCAGUGAGUCGUGGCGGCAGCAGCGCCUGCAGAGCUUGAAGGAGAAGUACGACCCUAGUGGCAAGUUCAGCUUCUUUGGGCCUGUCGCCUAA
Molecule: messenger RNA, 1509 nt
Organism: Fusarium keratoplasticum
Lineage: Eukaryota; Fungi; Ascomycota; Sordariomycetes; Hypocreales; Nectriaceae
Product: FAD-binding PCMH-type domain-containing protein
Exons: 4
Coding region: 1-1509 (502 amino acids)
Molecular function (GO): FAD binding; oxidoreductase activity
Source: RefSeq, a predicted model, not a curated record